GAGGAGCGCUCCCGGCCUCCGCUGCAGCCGCGCGGCGACACCUGUUCGCGGCAGCCCGGCCGCACGCGAGCUCCCUCGCUCCCUCCGGGCCGCGGCUGCGCUCGCCCCGCCAGCCUGCGGAUCUCAGCCCAGGCUCCCGCGGACUCCGGACCUCAGCCUCCCUAGACGCCUAAAGUUUAUUUCCUCCCGGGGCCUUGGGGUUUGAUUUUCUUUUUCUUUCUUUCUUCUUCUUCUUCUUCUUUUUUUUUUUUUUUUUUUGGAGGGGUGGGGGACCAGGAGGAGCACUCGGCCGGCGCGAGAGGUUUUUUCCUCCCCUUGGAAGGAUUCCUGCUGAUGCCUGCAGUCGGCUCGAGUGGAGACGGCGCAUGCCUCCGUGGACUCGGGAUCCGUGCAUUCUGACGUAGCCCGUGCAUCCUACCAAAAAAAAAAAAAAUCCCUAUAAUAACGCCUAGGCAUUUAAGUUGCUAUGGUCAUUCCCGUCGCACGCCCGAUGGGGAAAGUCCGGAUUGCUCGCUUUCUCUCGGUGCCUAGGUCCUCCGCUCCCGCCGGCCGGAUGGGAUGAAGAGCUCGCCGCCUGCCGAGCGCCGGGACCUCGCAUCUCCAGCGACGCCGAGACAUGUUUAUCAGGAUGCCCGCGUGAGUAGAAAGUGCUGGCGGCUCCGACUCGCGGCGCUGUGACCUUGAACCUGUGCCAGCGAACCCGCAGACUACUUUUACCGUGAUUCUUCAUUCUGUGCGUUUCAUGGAUUGAAGAGCAGGACCCCCCCCACCCCACCCCCGCCCCCAUCCCCGGGUUGCAGCCGCAGCGAGGGAGCGCCAGGACAGUGGGACCCACCCGGCCGGCCGCCUCCCGGGUCGGCGCCGUCAGCAUUGUUCACCCCGGGCUUCCCGCAGCCGCGGCCCCCUAUGGCUCCCCUCGGAGAAGUUGGGAACUAUUUUGGCGUGCAGGACGCGGCGCCUUUUGGGAACGUGCCGGUGCUGCCGGUGGACAGCCCGGUCUUGCUGAGUGACCACCUGGGGCAGUCGGAAGCCGGGGGGCUGCCCAGGGGACCCGCGGUCACGGACCUGGACCAUUUAAAGGGGAUUCUCCGGCGGCGGCAGCUUUACUGCAGGACUGGAUUCCACUUAGAAAUCUUCCCCAACGGGACGAUCCACGGGACCCGAAAAGACCACAGUAGAUUCGGGAUUCUGGAAUUUAUCAGUAUAGCAGUGGGCCUGGUCAGCAUUCGAGGUGUGGACAGUGGACUCUACCUCGGGAUGAAUGAGAAGGGGGAGCUUUAUGGAUCAGAGAAACUAACUCAAGAGUGUGUUUUCAGAGAACAGUUCGAAGAAAACUGGUAUAACACAUACUCCUCAAACCUCUACAAACACGCGGACACUGGAAGGAGGUACUAUGUGGCGUUAAACAAAGACGGGAGCCCGAGAGAAGGCACGAGGACUAAACGCCACCAGAAAUUCACACAUUUUUUACCUAGACCUGUGGACCCAGACAAAGUUCCUGAACUCUAUAAGGAUAUUCUAAGCCAAAGUUGACAAAGACAAUUUCUUCACUUGAGCCCUUAAAACAAACAAACAAACAAAUGUAUGUAACCACUAUCAAGGUUUCCUGUGGUGGGUUCUAAUUGAUUAGCUGGGUCACACCAUCAACUCCACUGUUGCCAAACUUUGUCGCAUGCAUAAUUGUCCAAUGGAGGCUUGAAGGGAGACACUCAGACUUUGCUCUGCACUUGCAGAAUGGUCCUCUCUGGGGAGCACUGUCCACUGGCUGGGGUGCUGGUGAGGCAUGAGAGGGAGGCUGAGAGAGUGGUAGCAGGUGCAAGUAGUGGUGGGGAGGUGGGGUGGGGGUGGCAGGCUGAGCGAAGAGCCAUAGAAGCAGAGAGGACCACAGCCUGAUGCAUGCUGGGGACUAGACACGCUUUGACAUUUCUGAUCAGCCUUCUUCAUCCUUGCCAGCCCCCUCUGCCCUCCCACCCCGUCCCCCGCCGCUGCCAUACUUCGACUCAUCAGGAUUUAGGCUGGUGGCUAGUGCCAGCACCUGCUGCAUUUUUCAAAGGCAUGGAGGGGGCACAGUCUUACUGAAAACAAAACAAAACAAAAAUGGAAAGAGACGUUUUCAGUUUCUUCUCACUGGUGACGCCCCAGUGGAUGGCAAGCAAAGACCUCUUAGUAAAAAAAGAAGAAAAGAAAAAAAAAAGAAAAAGAAAAGAAAAAAAAGUUAAAUUUAUUUAUAGAAAUUCCAAAGGCAACAUUUUAUUUAUUUUAUAUAUUUAUUUAUUAUAUAGAGUUUAUUUUUAAUGAAAUCUGUACAGGCCAGAUAGGCGUUCUGGAAGCUUCAGCUCUGUAAGCAUUAAAUGGCAAAAGUCUGCUACAAAACCUGUGGUCAAUUCAGGCAAGUAAAAAUAGAAACGGUGCAUGGAUCUGGGGAAUUCUCAUGACCCUAAAUGUACUUAAAGGCGACAAUCUCUUUUGUGCCCGUAUUAUUGUAAACUUCUGCACACCAUUCAUGACACUGAGUAUUCACUCUCCAGACUGCUUGUUUCAUAGCUUAUUCCCAGAGGAUUAAAGAUAAACUGGGUCUCAAACUUUCA
Erinaceus europaeus (western European hedgehog) is the source of this 2588-nucleotide messenger RNA. It is a transcript of the gene FGF9, whose product is annotated as fibroblast growth factor 9. Lineage: Eukaryota; Metazoa; Chordata; Mammalia; Eulipotyphla; Erinaceidae. Gene Ontology annotation, molecular function: fibroblast growth factor receptor binding; growth factor activity. The transcript has 3 exons. The coding region runs from base 907 to 1533 and encodes 208 amino acids. Gene Ontology annotation, cellular component: cytoplasm. Gene Ontology annotation, biological process: lung development; fibroblast growth factor receptor signaling pathway; positive regulation of protein phosphorylation. The record is from RefSeq and is a predicted model, not a curated record.